CUUGGUCCUAUCACGACUUUCCCUGGAUGUAACCAUACGCAAAGUUUUCCAGGCUUUUGAACAGAGCGGCUGCUGUAAAGAAAAUAGUUCACUGUGUUAGACCCAUUACACGACCGUUUUGACGCGAAAGGUCGAGACAAGUAACGCGCACGCUCGGGUCCUCGUCUGCACUAACUCAGCUCGCCUUCUACAGAUCGGACAUCCCAUUCAGCGACGUUUCCUGACAGCUAGCGGUACUCAGAGCUAUAACAGAAAAAAAUCAUAACUGACCUCACCAGCCUCAAACUACUGCAGAUGAAGCUAAGGGUAUGGGUGUCCUGGAGUGUCAAGCUUGCAAGUCAAUAAAUAAUGCCUCGCAGUGUAGGGAAAUGGCAGAAGAAAAAGCAAAACGAUUUAUAGAUAGCAGCUCGAAUGUCGACUCUGGGGCGUAUUCGGCCAACUAUGGCGCUCAUCGUGUCGGUAUCAGCAUGCAAGAGUCUGUGGACUAUUAUUCCAAAUGGGCACAGGACGGCAAAUAUGAACAAGACUUAAGUUUAGAGCGUUACAAUGGACCAAUCAUAGCUGCCAACUACCUGGCAGACCAUUACCCUGACAACAGAUCCUCGACGAAAAUACUAGACGUUGCAGCAGGAACGGGAUACGUUGGCGAACAGCUUCAUACUCGGGGGUUCAAGUCAGUAGAUGCUCUGGAACCAGCUUCCGGGAUGUUGGAACAAGCCAGGAAGAAGAACGUCUACACCGACUUGUACUGCGAGUUCCUGAACAGCAAACGUCUACCCAUAAAAGACGACACCUACGAUUGCUGUGUUAUAUCCGGGGGUAUGGGAGAAGGACACAUUCCAUGUGAUGGGUUGCAUGAACUCAUCAGAAUAACCAAACCAGGGGGUCUUGUCUGCAUCGUGAUGAGGGAGGAGUAUCUCAGUUACGUAGGGGAGUACAAGGACAGGUUGGAGCCGUUGAUGCAGGAACUAGAAGAUGCUGGGAAAUGGGAACAAUUGUCACGUGACGUCGUGCCAAAAUACUCCUUUGACAACAACGGUGUCGUGUACAAAUUCAAGAUAUGUUAAGGAGUCAUUAGAGUACAUUUACAUGUUGCAUUCAAUUACAUUUUUAACUUAUUUUUCAUCGUUACAUUGUCAUUUUUGCAACAAGUAUUACAAAGGUGGUGAUACCUUGGGUUGUAUACCAUGACUGUUCCAGUUAGGAAGAAUAUAUUUUCUUACCCAAAUUAUGCCUUAACACUGUAAAUUUAUAUUCCUAAAACCUCGAAACGGGUCGAACUUAUCACGUGCAUUUAUCACGAUAUGUCGUUUUAAGAUUUAAUUACACUCGAACUUUAUCUUCCGCCUUGCCUUGAACAACGGGAAAUGACGUUGACUUUAGCUCGAGACAACAUAUAUAAUUUGUCAUAUCACUAUCGACGGAGUAUUUAAAAUAUAAAACAAGAUUGAUCAAAGUAUGUUUUUUCAACAAGGGAAACCGACACUGCUUGAAUACCUACUUACUGUCAGUGAAACUGUUAGGUUUGAUUGUUUUACGUCUAACGCCGCAUUACGUAUACGUACCCAUGGUAACUGACGUCAAGGUUCACGCCAGUUGACACUGACCAGUACAGUCGCCUUCAGUGCAACUUACAAAGUUAGCAGCAAGUUUCAUGGUUUGAAGUUGCUUCAUUUGGCCUACACCACUUGUGGAAACAUUACUUUUUACUUUUUCGACCGAAAAAUGCCUCAAUUUGACUCAAUUAAACAACGAGACAGCAACGUUUGUUAACUGAUGUGCACAGUGCAUCCGUGAAACAACACGUGACUGGUCAGCUUGGUCGAGAUGUACUUCCAGCUAUAUGUGGUUAUUAGAAGUAGAAAUGCGACGUUCACAUUGUCCCAUGUGGUUUACGAUAAUCAGUUUUAUUUGAAUCAAUAAAGAGAAGAUAUGUAGUCAAAACGUAAACUUCAAACUG
Molecule: messenger RNA, 1960 nt
Organism: Haliotis rubra (blacklip abalone)
Lineage: Eukaryota; Metazoa; Mollusca; Gastropoda; Lepetellida; Haliotidae
Product: methyltransferase-like protein 27
Exons: 7
Coding region: 309-1067 (252 amino acids)
Source: RefSeq, a predicted model, not a curated record